Echinostoma caproni is the source of this 1227-nucleotide messenger RNA. The record is from the annotation of a GenBank genome assembly. Lineage: Eukaryota; Metazoa; Platyhelminthes; Trematoda; Plagiorchiida; Echinostomatidae.
AUGUUUCACGAAAUAAGCAUAGCGUGCAUCAAAUCCACUGUAUUCCCCAUGCUGGUUGUUCAGUGCUCUCACUUGAAUCGCCUUCCAGGUCGAGCACUACGAAUUCUUCGAUUGGCGAAACUGCUCAGUCUUUUGCGAUUAUUAAGACUGUCACGCCUGGUGCGAUAUAUCACGCAAUGGGAAGAGGUGGUCAACAUUGCAAAUAAAUUUAUGGGGAUAUGCAAUUUGGUCCUCAUAAUGCUUCUUCUGGGACAUUGGAAUGCUUGCUUGCAAUUUCUCGUCCCGAUGCUCAUGGAUUUUCCCGUUCAAAGUUGGGUCUCAAAGGCGCACUUGCAGAAUGCUCAUUGGUUCGAGCAGUACACUUGGGCUCUGUUCAAAGCCUUAUCACAUAUGCUCUCGAUUNUUGGGUACGGACGCUAUCCUCCGAGCAGUUUGCCGGAAGCAUGGAUCACAAUUGUAAGCAUGAUGACCGGGGCAACGUGUUACGCUCUGUUUGUGGGCCACGCAGCUGCGUUGAUUCAAUCGUUUGACGCUUCCAAACGAAAGUAUCGAGAAAUGCUCAAACAAGUGGAAGAGUAUAUGGCCUACAAAAAGUAUCCUCGGAGUCUGCGACAACGAAUAACCGGCUACUAUGAGCAUCGGUACAAAGGAAAAAUGUUUAAUGAAAAAGAAAUUUUGGGAGAACUUUCCGAAUGCCUACGGGAACAAAUUAUUAACUACAACUGUCGUGCCCUAGUCGCCGCCGUGCCCAUUUUCGCCAAUGCUGACCAAAACUUUGUUUCCGAGGUCGUUGUACGGCUCAAACAAGAAGUCUUUCAACCAGGUGACCUGAUUAUCAAAGAGGGUACGGUUGGGAACAAGAUGUACUUCAUUCAAGAAGGUGUGGUCAAUAUUAUCACCAAAUCGGGAGUAAUUGCAACCCGGUUAUCGGACGGUUGUUACUUCGGCGAAAUCUGUCUCCUAUCGAACGCCAGGCGCGUAGCCACCGUUCAAGCCGAAACAUACUGUACGUUAUACUCUCUGGAUCAAAAGAAUUUCUACGAAGUACUUGACAAUUAUCCGGCAAUGCGCAUCUCAAUGGAGAAAGUUGCCGCAGAGAGGUUAAUGAAUAUCGGUCAUCGGCCCUCAAUUGUUCAACAACAUUCAGAUCCGAAAGAUCGUUCAGACUAUGCCCAGAAAAUGGCAGACCAGGUAACUAAGGCUUAUCCAUCAGAAAUCCUGCCCUGA